GGCAGACAAACUAGUUUACUGAGGAAACUUUAUAAUGUGAAAAAAGUGACAGAAUGUCAAACUGUUAUUUCCACAUCUUGAUCGAAAGUGAUAGUGAGCUGGAGAAGAAGCAGAUUACAACAGUACACAAACACUUUCAAAGUAAGAAAUCUGGUGGUGGAGAAUGCACCGUAACACAGCUUUCUCGUUUUCUGCUGAGGUUAUCUUUUGCCAAGCAGGAAGCUCAGGCAAGAGUGUUGAGUACCAGCCACCAUAAAAUUAAUGAUGAACUAACAGUGAGGGUUCGUUGCUAUGAGAGCUCAUCUGAAGAACCUUCCAAUGUGCUUUUGGAGACACAUGUCAGCUCAUCUGCAAGUCAAGGCCUACUUGCUGAUGUCUAUUCAAGUCUCCAAGAAACAAGGACAGCUGGAAAGCACAGACCAGGAAGUUUCACAAGACCAGAGAAUGUCUUAACUUUACAGUCUCAAAAGUCAUUCACAGAGGAAAACAGCUGGCCAUCAAUCAAACAAAGCCAAUAUGAAACAUUUUCCUUCAGGACAGAUCCAUACCUCAUAAAGUACCUGACUGAAAAUAAAGAUGCCAACUCUGAUGUUCGCAAUAUUCUAGCACUGAACAGUGGAGUCUUUUCAGUAUCAGAAGAUGAAGAACUGGUUCAAAUUAACUUCUCUGGGCCUGGUAGAUUAGAUGAAGUGAUGUUCAAUGAAUGGAAAAGAAAAUUAGAAGGUUCAUGGAAGACAGUGGAAAGCAAGUACAUCUGCUACCAUGAAAUUAAUGUAGUUAAAUGCCAACUUCUAAUGAAAAUGUCAAAAGUGAUUAAUCCUUCUGUAAGUAUAUAUAGUGAAGGAUACUGUCCAGUCAAGGUGAUAGUUGGUCCAUUAGAAGGGGUUGAGGAAAUCAAUGUAAUGCUUGAAUCCUUGGUGUUACAAGAAAAACAGAACAAUGCAGUUCAAAGUAAACUAAUGUUAGAAAGCCAUUUACACUAUUUAAUCAUUCAAGAUGUCAUUGAAAAAGAAAUAAAGCAGGGCUCUGAGCACAUUACUUUAUCAUUAGACAAAGACCAGUCUUUUUUGCUAUUGAAUGGAUCUCCAGAACAAGUGCAAGAAGCAAGGGUCAAAGUUCAGAAUUACUUAAAGACAGUCCUUGAACAUCAUGUGGCACUUUCGACCUAUAAAAUCAAGUUUCUGAAGUUACUUUCAUGUGAUGACUUGGAUAACAGAAUUUUGCAUUUAUUUGAUAGAAAAGUUUUUGUAAUGAUCAGAGAUGAUGUAAAACUACUGAGUUUAUCAUAUAAACUACUUCAAGAAGCAGAAAAACGUAUUCUUGAUGUUAUUCAAGAAGAAGUUAUUUUCGUCGAUGACAAGCAUGUCUUGGCAUCUGCAGAAUGGAGAUCUUUCUUAUUCACAUUGGAAAAUCGACUGAAUCAUUGUUCAUUACAAGUUAAGAUGUUCAAACUUGAAGAAAAGGAUGGCACACAACUCUUUAUUGUUGGAUUUAAUCAGGAAGUGAAGUUAGCACUGCAUAAAAUUUCAGACUACCUGCAAGAGAGGUCUAUAGUUGAGACUAGUUUGGAGUUAGAGAAUCAGGACAUUGUUGAUGCUUUUCAGCAUCUUCUAGAGCUUUAUAACUUGGAGAUAAAAAAUGUUCGGAUAGAAAAAAAAUCAGAUUCAAGUAGAACACUCAUACUGAAAGGAAAUAAAAUGGCUGUUAUUGCAGCAGAGCAAAAAAUCAAACAAAUGUUAAAAACUAUGAAAUGGGAAGUUCAUACUCUACAUCUUCCUGGAGCAUUACGAUUUUUUGAGGGAAGUGACAAUACAUAUCUUGACAUCAUCAGCAAAGCUACUGGGAGCAUUAUAUAUCUAAAACAGUCACAUUCUCUGUGCUCCAAAUCCAUGAAUACAAAUGCAACAGGAGCAUUAACACCUAGCAGUCAGCAAGGUCCCACAACUCUGGCCACAUUCAUACUGCCAGGAGGGUUUAUGGUGUCUGUCUGUAUAGGUGACAUCACAAAACAAAGGGUUGAUGUCAUAGUCAAUGCUGCCAAUGAAGAACUAAAACAUGACGGUGGCGUGGCAAAAGCUAUUGCUGAGGCAGGAGGAGCAACAGUCAGAAAUGAGAGCAAGGACUGGAUCCUAAGUAAAGGAAAAUUACUGCCUGGACAAGUUGCUAUGACAUCAGCUGGAAAUCUUCCAUGUGAGAAGAUUAUACAUGUAGUUGGCCCUAAAUGGAAAACAGGAAACACCGAACCAGAGCAAUCUAAACAAGUACUAAUAAAUGCAAUUUUGUUGGCUUUAACUAAGGCGGAUAAUGAAAAUUUGCAGUCUAUUGCUAUUCCAUGUGUAGGCUCUGGAAUUUUUGAAGUUCCAAUGAAAAUAUGCGCUGAAUGCAUUGCUUGUGCAGUUGGAGCAUUUGUGGAAUCCUAUGCAGAGAAACAUUCUGUAAAACAUAUUGUUCUCAUUGACAAUAUAUGGCAAAAAGUAGCAGAGCUGAUACAGGCGUGUAAAAAAAAAUGGGAUUCUAUUGCAGAUGGUUCCCUUUCAGUGGAUGACAUCGACACCCACCAGAUGAAGUGCAGUAUGGGACAAAAUCAGAUAGAGAAAAUUAUUGUCUGUGGAAAUAUUGAGGAUCAGAAGGCAAACGUCUUGGUUGCACCUAUGGAAAAAGACCUGUCUUGGGAACGCUCUGCAAUUGGUAAGAGCUUGAAUUCCAAGUCUUCGGGGCUAUUAAGGAAUCGUAUCACAAGAUAUAUUAACUCAAGUGCUACAGACAUAGUGAAAGUACCCACUGAAGAUAUUCCUGGACUUGAAUUCAGUUACAUCUACUUCAUUAUACUGAAUGAAUGGGAUACAAGAAACUUCAUUACAGAGCUGACGCUUCAAAAAGGAAUUCAGAAAUGUCUAACAUCAUGUCAUGAAUCAAGGAGGAGUUCCAUUGUUUUUCCAGUUAUCGGCGCAGGGAAGCUCUUCAGAUUUCCUGAACGAGUAGUAGCCCAAGCUCUGAUAGAGGAAAUUACAAAGUUCAAAGAGCAACACCCCCUGUCCACUCUGAAAGACAUCAAAAUAGUGAUUCACUCUUCUGACAACACUGCCCCUGCAGAAUUUCACAAAGCAAUAAUGAGGCUGCAGGAAUGUGGCAUAAGUAAAACUUUACCUAAGGAGAAGGGUGCCUUCUACCACUCAUUGACUUCCCUGCCGGAUACCGUGAGCAUGAAUGUCGGUAAUGUGACUGUGCAGAUACAUUGUGGAAAUAUCGUCCAGGAAAAAACUGAGGUCAUUGUAAACUCAGUUAAUUUCUCAGCUCUCAACACUAGUGUGGGUGUGGCAGGCGCAAUAUUUGCUGCAGUCGGUAAUACUGUCAUGGAAAAAUUGAAACAAGGUCAGAUUCCACAAAGUGGUGUUGUAUGUACUGAGUCUGGAAACCUGUCAUGUAAACGUAUCAUGCAUGUGAACUUUGGAAAUAAUCUUGAUUACAUUAAAAAGAUGGUUACAAGUGUCAUCAAAGAAUGCGACAAUGGGUCAUUUACAUCUGUAUCAUUUCCUGCAUUUGGUACAGGUCAAGGAGGAAUGAAUAGUUCGCAAGUAGCUACUGCAAUGUUUGAUGCUAUUGCUUCAGCUGUGAAAAGUAACUCUCUAACUUACCUAGCUACAAUCCGAAUAGUAAUUCUUGAGAGAGCAGUAUACCAAAUCUUCAAAGACAUGUUUCAGAACCGAUAUGGGAUGAAUGCUCCCAAAAACAAAUGGAGCAUUUUUCCAGGUAUAUCAUCUAUAAGCACCAGCAAACAUGCCAGUGCUCCUGUGAUCCUAGAGAGUCCAGAAUCUUUUAAUCCAGCUGUAUUUAACAUCAUGGGAGGGCCAGACAGUGAUGUAGAGAAGGCAAAAACAAAACUUGAAACCAUCUUCCAAGAACAUUACAAUGAGGAAAUCAUAACAGACUCAAAAAUUUCUACCCUGAAACCUAGACAGGAUGAAGAAAUACUUGCACUGGGAACAAAGUAUGGUGUUCGGAUCACCAUUGAGAAGGGUUUCAUUGCUCGUAUCAGAAUGCAAGGGGUGUUGAAGGAUGUCCUGCAAGUUGUAAAAGAAGUGCACGUUAUAUUACAUACCAAACAGCAAAAAGAUCAAGAAGAGAGGAUGACGUCAACUGUUGUUCAGUGGUAUUAUGCUGAGCAAGGACAAUAUAUCCAGUUUAAACCUGAAGUAAAUCAUGAAAUUGAAACAAAAUAUGAGGUCUACCAAACCAAAAAAGACCACCAACUUGUACAUAUGACUUCAUCUGAAGGGCAACCUCUCUUACUUGAUUUUGACAAGAAAGAGGCUAUGAUAUUCGGCACCAAGCAAAAACUGAAACUCAAGAGAACAGAUAAGAAGAAAGGUGAGUUCCCCCCACAGUGGGAUGACAUGAAUGGUGUUUCACUGAUGGUUCAACAACUGGACCCAUACUCUACAGAAUAUAAUGAAGUUGCUUCCGAGUUCACAAAAACUGCCAAGGAAAGGAUUUUAAAAAUUGAACGGGUUCAGAAUUCUACAUUAUAUCAAGCCUACAUGGUGAAGCGGGAACAGAUUAUUGAAAAGAAUGGCUCACAUGACUUAAUGGAGAUGCGUCUAUUCCAUGGGACAACUAAGGAAGCCUGCAGUGGAAUAAACCUGCAUGGUUUUAACAGAAGCUUUUCAGGCCAGAAUGGUGUCUGCUAUGGUAAUGGGGUUUAUUUUGCUGCAAAUGCAUCCUACUCAGCUCAGCCUAAAUACUCCAAGUCUGACACCAGUGGACAGAGAUAUAUGUACUUAGCCCGAGUACUGGCUGGAAGGUAUACAGAAGGAAAGCAGGGAAUGAAAAUGCCACCUGCACGGUCAGAAUCGAAUCCAAAUGACCGCUAUGACAGCCUGGUGGACAAAAUUUACCAGCCAGUUAUGUAUAUUAUUUUCCAUGAUGACCAGGCUUACCCAGAGUACCUCAUAACUUUUCAGUGAAUUGAGCAGUAUCCUAUAAAUAUGAAAACAAGUGUAUUUCCUGUUGUGUCCUAUGAUACCUUUAACUCUCACAUAUGUAUCUAGUAUAAUGACGUAGAUUUAUUAUUGUGAACACAAUAGUGUCAUCUUACUUGUCCUCCAUAAUAAAACACUGCAGAAGUUUUAAAUACAGUACAAUAGCAGGAGAACCUGAGCAAAAUGUGUAAUCAUGUGCAAAAUGUUUGAAAUGGAUGCUUUAAGUGGCAAAGAAAUAGUCAUGAUAUAAAACCGAAAACCUUGUUCCUAGAAUAAAAAUGGCCACAUCAUGUUUCA
Protopterus annectens (West African lungfish) is the source of this 5276-nucleotide messenger RNA. Its product is annotated as protein mono-ADP-ribosyltransferase PARP14-like. Gene Ontology annotation, cellular component: cytoplasm; nucleus. Gene Ontology annotation, biological process: negative regulation of gene expression. Lineage: Eukaryota; Metazoa; Chordata; Ceratodontiformes; Protopteridae. Gene Ontology annotation, molecular function: transcription corepressor activity; NAD+ poly-ADP-ribosyltransferase activity. Bases 54 to 4964 code for a protein of 1636 amino acids. The transcript has 17 exons. The record is from RefSeq and is a predicted model, not a curated record.